This is a messenger RNA of Pararge aegeria (speckled wood butterfly), 4221 nucleotides long. Its product is annotated as transmembrane protein 205. The transcript is spliced from 5 exons. The coding region runs from base 95 to 952 and encodes 285 amino acids. The record is from RefSeq and is a predicted model, not a curated record. NCBI's taxonomy places the organism in Eukaryota, Metazoa, Arthropoda, Insecta, Lepidoptera, Nymphalidae.
GAUCUCGCCUCCGACAGUCUCAAACGUAAACGUGCGGUGUACGAACGUGUACCGGGUUAAUAUAUAAAGUUGAAUACUCGUAAAUUUCGUGAGAAUGUGUAACGUAUGUACCAAGGAGGCUGUGGCGCCGGCGCCGGCCCCUGUGAAGCCUAACAAGGCUUUGGAGAGGUUGAAGAAGAAGCAUAACAUCGUCACCGAUCCCACUGACCAGGAGAAGCAGAAGUCCGUGGCGUACCAGCCUGAUCUCCUGGCGAUGUCAACGCAGUACUCCAAGUUAGCGUUCGACGUGUUCAAACAGACCCUAGUGCGGGUGCAGGAGACGAAAGCUUAUGCGAUCGCGACGAAAACGACGCAACCGUUCCACGUGGCGCUGGCGGUACUGGUGGUGGCUGCGUGGCUAACCCGCGCUGGCUCCAGCGCGAGUGUGCGCGGCUGGAGGGCGCUGUACGUUGGCGCUGUGGCCACCCACCUCGGGGCGCAGAUCUGGAUGACCUUGAUAUCUGGUAUCGUGCUGUACUUUUCUCUGCCGCGCCACGAGUUCGGGCGGGUGCAGACGGUUCUAUUCCCCGUGUACUACGCCUUCAACUCGCUGGUCAGCCUGCUCGCCGCGCUGGCGUACUUCCGCACGCAGUGUCUCACGCGCUUCGAGCACACCUCCUGGGUACAACUAGCUCUGUUGUUAGUCGUAUUCAGCAUCGAGGCCUACGUGCGCCUUGUCCUCGUGAGGCCGAUGUUGCGCGCCAAGCACGUGAAGACACAGAUGGAGGAGGCCGCGGGGGGCGGACAAGAAGUUGGUAGUCUUGUCCUUGGUGAACUAGCUCACUGUCCCCGCUACUUGCGCGUUCUGAAGACCUUCCGCGCAUACCACUCCUCAAUAGCCAUGGGAACUAUGAUCACCCUUGGCUGCUCCUUCUACUCCACGAUGAUUAUAGUCGACUCGAUGUGCCAUUAAAAUAUCUUCUACACUUAGAAGUGUUUUAAAUCGCAACUGUUGCCAGCGCAAUAUAUUUUGACUCGUGUUCGGAGAUAUUUUGAAUCGAUAACUAAAAUAGCUUACACUAAAUGUAUUAGGGUAAUAAUCAGUGGUUUAAGCUAAAAAUGUCUCUACAUGUGCUUUGGGGCAAGCGCCACCAUUACUCAAGACGGUCUCGAAUUAGUUUAAUUAACUAUUUAAUAUUUUAGUGAAUACCUAUCAAAUACUUAGCUAAUGAUAAAUCUUAUCUAUAAAUAUGUAUUAUAUGGUCUACUUAAUUGUAAAAAUUGUAAGACAUAGUUUGUCUUGAAUUAUAUUGCAAAUUUUCACUCGCGAAACUUGUUAACGAUUUUUGACUAUACAAAAACUGGUGUUCUAAUAUUCUUAACGCCAACGAACGACUUGAUUUGUGUUUUUUUCAACUUAGUUUUCUCCCCAACAAAAUCUUAAUGCAAUGUAAGACUCAAGCUGGAAUAAAAUGUCUUGAAAUUAAAUGCUUUGUAUUUAAAUAUGAAAAUUACAAUAUAAUAUAAUCAAGCUGUUUAAAUAAUACCUAUUACUAUUUCUUGCAUUACGGUUUUCUUGAAUAAUUUAUGGGCGCUCACCCUUGCCAGUGUGGUAACUAUGAAUUAUUCUAUAACUUUACAAUUCAUAUUCACAUUGAUCAGUGCAGUAUGUUUUAUAAUACAAAAUCAUUUUUUAUUUACAACAUUUCUAUUUUGUUAUUAUACUAUUUUGUCUAUUCACUAAAGUAAAUUCUAAAGUAAAGCGCACAAGGCAUUUGCAGCUGAGCUUUAAUUUGACAUUUGAAGUCAUUUAGGAACACUCGCAGUCACAAAUAACUUUAAUUAUUACAGUCGCAAAUGCGCAUGCAUUUCACGGUUGCAUUUCUGCAAGUAAGUAGUGCAAUUAUUAACUUACUAGGUUCACGCCAGGCUGUGAAGUCUGAUUAAAUAUGUACAUUUUCUUUUAUUUAUUUAUAUGUUAUUUAUAGCCAAUAGAGUGAAUUGAAUGGAUAAAAUGCAAGGCGUAAUGCAAGUGUAUUCUUGAGUGACAAUGGUGAGGAUUGUUCCAAGUCGUAUUAACUAAAUUAAUUGUAUUAAUAAAGAUAAUUUAAAAAUAGUUAAUAUAAGUUAAAGAUCUGGUCCGGAUUUGACAAUUGUUUUAAUUCGAAUGAAUAACGCCUGAAAUAAUAAUGAAUUAUCGAUACUAUAUUAGAUAAUUAUAAGACGUCUGGUUAUACCACUUCAUAGUUAUCUGCCAACAGCCGGUCCAGUUCUUUUCCACUUUCUAUAUAUAAGUAACUUGACUUAUAAAUAGAUAGUGGAGUCAAUUGUAUUGUACAAAAAUUACUAAACUAAGCUCAAUUGACAGAGCUAUCCUUUUCACGAUGCUCGAUAUAGAAAAGGAGAGCCAUACUUGAAGAGCUGCCAAUUUGGUUUAGUUUAGAUAUUCGUGUAUAACAGAAUUAGCACCAAUUACUAUAAUUAUAUCAAAACUUAUCUGGAAGUCAAUCUAACUCAAUAAUAUUUUACGUUUUGAAUUAUGCACUAAAGAAAAAUGCGAUUGUCUUAGGUGUGUUUUAUUAGAAUAACGAAAAUGAAAUAAUUAUUAAAUUAGAUUGAUUCUCAGAUUUGUCUGUGUAGUCUACAUGUUUAAGCCAAACUUAAAAGUGUAUUUACAAUGUAUUUCUUGCCAAUAUCUAUUGUAAUCAAAAAGUCGCUUAUCGUUAUACCUAUCACAGAAAAUAUUUCGGCGGCUACAGCCGACCCACAUAUAUUAUAAGCGAUUUAUUAGGACGAUCUCGAAUUGCUUUCCAUUUAUCUGCAAUACUGCCAUUUAGAAUGUAGAACUAGCCCGCAUUGAGAAAUAUUUCCACUACAAAUAAUCUUAAUUAUAACUUCGGAAAAGCUAGGCAGUGUUUUGUCUUACUACAACUGACAGCACCUUUCAAAUGACAGAACGUGAAAAUACACUGCAUAACUAGGUAUUCCGACGCUAUGCCACGUUUUUUAAUAAAUCUUAAUCGUGCUCCACAGUAGGACUUUAUUACGCUGAGAAUAGGAUAGAUAAAAUUAAAAACCUGACAAUAGUUGUAUUGACUGGUUAUCUAAAUAAUUCUAGUUUGACGCAACGAAGUUUAGAUUAAGAUUUGUAAUUUGUACGGACACAACGCAAAACAUCUAACAAUCAUAGUAAAGACUAAUAGCAGGAAUUUACGAGAUCAGCAACUUUUUUUAUUGCUCUUGCGUAAGCGUAACCCAUUUUUGCUCAUUUGACUACAUUCAAUACUACCUUUAAAACUUAUUCAGUGAAUUGCAAUAAAGGGGCGAUAAAUGAUUUAUUGUUAAUUUAGAUCUAGUCAGCAAUAAAGGGUGCGACCAUUAAAUCGCAGUAUUAUUUCACGCUUAAUGAAAUAGGACCUUAAGAUUUAGACUAUAAGGACGGCUGGUUACGAGCUCGCGAGUGUUAAGUCUAAAUUCUCCAUUAAUCUAUUUCUUAAGAUAUCGUGCUCGAUUGCAUAUGUACGAUUUUUACGUGGUAUAUGCAAUCGAGCAGCUUCUCCUGUCAAGCCAAAGCACUACAUGUACUUCACUAAUUUUGCAGUCACAACCUUGCUUGCGCCCAGCUUGCGUUAAACUUUCAAGACUUAAUUUCCGAUAUCAGCUAUUAUAAAAAUAUAGUAUUCUUUCUACAGGCUGGGGUUAACAGAAAACUACUAUUAUAAUAUCGUAUGUAACGAAAUGUCGCGCCAAAUUUUUUGUACGCUCUUAACAGAAGGCGAGUUGCAUGGAUAUAGUCCGAAGCAAACUUUAUGACUUUUCGAAAUUCUAGCGGUUCGAUGCGCAGAAUACAAUAUUCGGUAUCAACCGAUAAGCGGGACGGUGAAGUUGACUACCGCGCGAAGCUAAACACGUAGCUAACUUCUAGAACUAUAUCAAGUUUGAAUCGAACUUUUCCUAUCGGUAUAGUCAUCAAUAGCACUAGGUAUCGCUAUUUUUCUUGAUAGUAGCCAAUAACUGCGACACAGGAAGAGAAAAUGCCAGGCAAUUGCCUGAUUUUAAAAUUACCCAUAAGUAGUUGGUGCGAUCAUGCUUUAGUUAGUUUAAAUAUUGUGUUUCAUAAGGCGUGUAGCAAAUGUAAUCCAUUAUGAUGAUGAUCUGAAUGUUAUAAAGUAAGGUUUUGUUAUUUAUUCGGGAGAACGAAGUAAGUAUUAAAACAUGAAAUAAACAUAAUAUUAUAAAUUA